AUGGAUUAUAAAGUUUCGACUCCCAAGAAUCGCUUUGAUUGGCGGCAGCGAGCUGUGUCGCGACUUCGGAGGAAACCAGAAUCUUCUGUAGCUCGCAAGGUUUUUAGACGAAAACCCCCUUUGACCGAAGUUCAACCCGGUGAGCCCUACUAUGACGCGAUUCAGUCAUAUUCCAAAAACUUCCUGGAACUCCUUGAAGCAGAAGAAGCGGAAGAUGAAGCGGUACUCAAAGAGAGACUGUCGACUUGGAGUUUAAACCGUCUCACAGAAGAAGGAUAUUGUCUGACUGGCAUGUCCGCUUAUUGGCUACAGGCGAAUCAAUUUGGCCGGCCGGUUGCGUCGUUUCUCCUUGGUCCAGGGAUAAAUCUUCCAGAGAAUCGUCUCGAGAACGGGACAAGCGUGUUGGUGUCUCGUAUCGACCCACUGCAGGAGAAGCCCAUGCGGGGAUCUGUGCUUUCCCGAACUUCGUCGCAGAUACGGAUAUGUUUUCCGGAGCUUUUUGACCUUGACGAAGGCUAUUGGCGCCUCGACCUUGGUCGCCCAAAUCUCGUUUUCGAACGUAUGAAGACAGCCGUAGCGCAUAUGAAUCAUGAUCCCAAGGUCUUAGAAGAGGAGCCAAUUACCGACAAUCGAGAACACAUCCUCCACGGAACUCAUCUGAGGGACAUCCUCCUACGUGCAUUUCAGCCCGAUCAAGAACGAACACAUAGACAGGUAGUCCAACAGGCGCCGGAUGAUGCGGACUUCGACCCUACUGCACUGAACGCUGCGCAUUCUCGGAAAUGGGAUUUUGAGGAACUGGGGGUCUUUAGAGAUGAUAUGCGAAUACAGAGCUGGGCAAAGCGAUAUGCUCACGCCGAUCCCUUUGUUAUUGAAGGAGAUCCACCGUUAGAUGGGCUGAAUCGUUCGCAAAUAAGAGCGGUGGCUACGAUGAUCAAGCACAGGCUCAGUUUGGUGCAAGGGCCUCCAGGAACCGGAAAGACGAAGACCAUCAUUGAAACUAUUAAGCUACUCAAAGUUCAUUUUGAGAUCCCUCAUCCAAUACUCGUAUGCACCUAUACCAACGUCGCUGUUGAUAAUCUUGUGGAAGGUCUUGUGAAUGCUGGUGUCAAAGCCUUGCGUGUUGGAUUCGGCGGAAGUAUCAAGGAGUCGCUUCGACCGCACUCGCUUGAUACCAAGCUCGAAGAGCAUCGUCUUCAAAAAACACUCAAGGCUCAAAUCAAAGAAAAGGAUGAUCUUCAAGUCAAAAUGGAUGACCUGGAAGCCAGGCUGAGAGACGUUCAGGAUAAAAUUUCGAGCACCUCUACUGGGAGAUUGGUUGAAAAAGAACAAAACAUGAAGAAGGCCCUGGUAUCAAUGCAGAAGCAGUUCGCGGUCACGAAAAUGAAGGUUUACUCUAUCCAGCAAGAGAUGCUGCGAGAUGUGGUCAACGCUGCUGACGCUAUUUGCACAACUUGCAUCACUUCAGCUUGUAUGGCGCUGAACGUGACGGACUUCCCUGUAGUUUUCUUAGAUGAGGCAUCAAUGUCAACUGAACCAGCAUCUCUGAUUCCAAUUAUGAAAGGGUCUCGACAUGUUGCCCUCAUCGGCGAUCAUAAACAGCUGCCACCUGUCAUUAUUAGUCGGGAAGCACAGGCGCUUGGACUGGGGAUGAGUUUAUUUGAGAGGUUAACUGGGGAAGCAGCUGUCCCCUCUGUGAUGCUGGAUGUUCAGUAUCGCAUGCAUCCAGCGAUCUCCCGCUUCCCAUCGCACGAGUUUUACAAUCGAGCUCUGCUGGACGGGACCGUCGAUGUGUUUGGUAACGCCAUCCCCCGACUUUCGCCUCCCGACUCCCAUUACCUCCGACCUCACGUGGAAACGGGCGCAAGUCCCUCGAUUGUUUUUCUGGAUCAUGCCGGUGACGAGUCCGUGAAGGACCGGAGCCGGGUUAAUCGGAAUGAGGCGUACAUUGUAGCAAGUGUUGUGGAAGAUCUUUUGCUCAACAAUCCUCAUCUCCGAGGGAGUGAUAUCGGUAUAAUUGCACCCUACGUGGCGCAAAUAUCCUUGCUCACUCGAUUAUUCAAUACGGAUGCGACAUACCAAGCCCGUUUUAAAGAAGUUCUUGGUGAUCACCGUGCUAUGCAACUUCCCCAUAUUGAAAUCAAAACGGUAGACGGCUUUGAAGGACGCGAAAAGGAAGUUAUUAUAUUCUCUACCGUGCGGAACAACGCUGGUGGAUAUAUCGGCUUCCUCGCCGAUAAACGGCGCUUGAACGUUGGCCUGACGCGUGCGAAACGGGGUUUGAUUGUCGUGGGCAGCAUCAAUACUCUGAAAUCAAGCAAGAUGAGUGGGGGAGAGAAUGCUGUUAUCAGGGUGGGCAAGGGGGCUGAGUCGUGGAGGCGCUAUGCCCGCUUUUUGACGGAGCGUGGAUUGGUGUUCACUCUCCACGGGGAGACUUUGCAAAGGGCGCUCACUGGCAAGAGGGCGACUCCAAACGUGUUGACGUGCUGA
Laccaria bicolor S238N-H82 is the source of this 2490-nucleotide messenger RNA. RefSeq lists its product as uncharacterized. The transcript has 9 exons. Gene Ontology annotation, cellular component: cytoplasm. NCBI's taxonomy places the organism in Eukaryota, Fungi, Basidiomycota, Agaricomycetes, Agaricales, Hydnangiaceae. Bases 1 to 2490 code for a protein of 829 amino acids. The record is from RefSeq and is a predicted model, not a curated record. Gene Ontology annotation, molecular function: RNA helicase activity. Gene Ontology annotation, biological process: nuclear-transcribed mRNA catabolic process, nonsense-mediated decay.